CUUUUGACUUGCAAGCCCUGUCCCAAGUAGCUUUCCUGUUUAUUCCACAUGCUUGGGCGGAGACUCAGGCUUGAAAACCCCCUUUUCCCAUAGUCAUCUCAAGUUUUAGCCAACCUGCCCUACCCUGUCACACCCUGAAGGCAUCAUUAGCCAUAUCGUGUUAAUUACCCGCCCCAUUCUCUUAUUCCUCACUCUCUGGUGUUCUUGGCGUACGAUAUGACGACCGAAACAUCAAAUGAACGCCUCAACAGGCUGCAAGAGGCAGACCUAGGGACGGCUCGAAGAGAAUACAUUUCCACCGUCGAUCGUGGGUUCAAUAACAUGCGAGUGCAGGCCAUUGAGGCCUCUCGGAGGUCCAACGUACGGGGAUCAAAAGAACAACGAGUUGCCGAAGCCAACAAAACUCGGCUAGAGGGCUGGGCCAAUGUACACAAGGAAAUCGGCGACACGGCGGAUCUAGAGGAACUUGAUCACCUUUUGAAUGGCCAAAGCCACCGUUUACGGCUCGACAGCAUGUUGCGUGGGGGCAGCGUACAGCAAAUAAAACAUCCCUCUCAGGUUAAUUCGUUUAGGUCGGUAUCAGCAGCAGCUGGACCGCGUGCUGCUCCGUUGAACGAACGUUCUAACAGGGCCUCUUCAAUGGCUAUGAAAACCCCUAACCCACCUGGAAACCACAGUGGGCUAGAUCCGGCACUUAAUAAAAACAACCCUCCCAGUAACACCGCCGUACGGAAGAAAUCAGCAGGCAGAUCCGCGAGCAGUAAGGGAUUGACACCUGAGACUCUUACUGUGAGGAAACUAACGGCAACAUUGCUAAGAAUUAGGCGACCUCUGCCCAACCAUUCUGACGCGUUAAGCAUCAGUAGCAACUUCCCCCCACGAGCUAUCUCCAGCCCUGAAGACUUCCUCGCCGUCGCUCGCAUGGUCACCGCAAAUAAAACAGCAGGUAAACCACCGACUGAAAGACCGAAAGAUCAGAGCCACGCAGAUGUGGAAGGUCGUCGUGAGGGCUAUUUGUCUCCCACCCCAGAAACGGCGUCUAAGCCUAAUCAUCAAAAGUCGCCAAACGGCGGAGUGCCAUUAAGCCAAAAAUUCACACCUCGACGUGCAGUUUCUCCCAUACCAGUGAACGAGGUCGAAUCGUCUGAUAAUAGCCUGAGUUCGGGCUCGACGAACCUAGAAUCCCCUGAAGAAAAGUCUCGGGUGCCAUCUGUUAGUACAACUGACCAAGCAGAAAAGAAGGGAAGGCUGGAUACAAAACCACAAGACGCAAGCGCCAACCAGACCCCUAUCCAAAAAGAGCGCCCUCAGAAGGCUGUCGGGAUGCUCCUGGAUUUGAGCUUUGCAAACUCAAUAGAAUCUGGACCGGGGCCUGGAAUGAGCCCAGCUCUGGAAGAAUUGAAAGGCUUGGAGUUCACGAAAUCUCUCGAGUCAAAGGAGCCCCCUUCUCUUGCAGGCGUCAACAGGAAGCUUGACUUUGGCGGAGUUUUACCCAAAGAGCAGGAGUCAAAUGAGCUGAGUGAUAUAGAAGCUACCACUGACCUCGAAGAUGAUGAGGAAACAGCUGCAGAGUACCAACGCGAAAUCGAUAUAAUUUGCGAGCUCUUAGAACGCACCUCUUUGUCCGAUACAUUUCUGUCUAAACUGACGGAAUGUAAAAAAGAAUUGGAGUCCAGGAUCCAACUAAGUCGAACGCCGAAGUUAAAGACGACAGCACGAAGCGAAAAAUUCUUUACUCCCCCAACCAUUCCUGAGUCCAAGGAACUCGGAGCAUCUGUUUCGGUAGUUGCUGAAGUUACACGGACGCAUAGUCGCAACACAUCAGAGGCUCAGAUCACAACACCUCCCUCCCAAUCUCGCUUGAACGCGGCAGCACCACAAUUUAUGCCAAAGGCAUUCACAGAGUACCGGUCAUCGUCCAAUGCUACCACUGAUUCAUCUACGAGUUUCCAGCCCACGCCCACGAAGGUUAUCACCGAGCCCGAAUCGGAAUGUGCAUCGAGCGAUUUAACAAUAGUUCCGGCGAAGGUAGAUAAACCGCUGGUAGAGGCUCGUGCUGAGUCCAUUUCGCCUGAAUUCCCAACAAUCAUUCGAGUUUCUAGUGGUACCCUACUUGGAGACCAUCUACUACCUGGGGCCAGUACUAGGAAGGCAGAGCACUCUCACCUUUUCGGUGACCACCUACUUCCUGGACGUCGUGUAUUUUCCCCUCUGUUUGUGCCAUCGUUAACCAUUCCAGUAUCUGGAUCCGUCCUGGCUCAAGCAGCUGCCCCUAAUUUCGGCCCCAUUACAUUUUCACCUGCUUCCGCCCCCCGGCCACUGAAGAUUGUUGAUCCAAACGCCCAAGUAACUAGCAGGUCAACGCAUACAAACAGUUCUGCUCUCACACCGGACGCACCACACUUUGAGCCGGCGAAAAAGGCUGUCAGUACCACAACCCCGAAUCUGCCGACUCCCACUACUGCAACCAAAGUCACAGUUAAGACUGCUAAAAAAACAACCUCGAUGAUGGAGUCCAUCUACGCACCGAAGUCGGAAGUAGACUCAAGCUCCACGGGUCCAAAGAAACCCGCAGUUGGCCAAGGGCUUUCAGCCUCACGGUAUUCAGAUCCCAAAUGGAUUUAG
Molecule: messenger RNA, 2625 nt
Organism: Aspergillus versicolor CBS 583.65
Lineage: Eukaryota; Fungi; Ascomycota; Eurotiomycetes; Eurotiales; Aspergillaceae
Exons: 8
Coding region: 217-2625 (802 amino acids)
Source: RefSeq, a predicted model, not a curated record